GUAAUUCAAAUUCUAAUAGAAUUGUUGAGGCUUUUAGGGAGGGAAGUGGUCUUGGAGGUUUGAUGUUACUGAUCAAUUACUCCAUUGUUUUGGGAAAUACUUCCUAUAUGAGGAAACAGAAGAGAUAAAGUUCUUUCAUAACAAGCCAACUAGAAAGUUCCCAGUUAUUACCCUUGAAGCGAACUUGAGGCAAAACUCAUGACUGAUGGAUCCUUCCUCGAGAAAGAUGGAGGAGCCGAUAAUUUUUCCCUAGUUUGGGCCUCUGGCCGAAACUCCAGGCAAAAUGAGAUGACCAUUCGUUUGAUAAAGGUGUAAACUCCUUUUUGGAAGAAUACCAACUUUGACUUAAGUGUUGUGAAAGCUAACUUUCAUGCACAGUUGUCUUCCAUUUUCAAAGAUAGGACCGUAAAAUUGGUCUUCUGCAUAAUUUAUACUUGUAAGAAUACAGUAAACAGCUGUUUAGUAGAGGUAUUUGAAGUACCUCUGAAGACGGUCUUUCCUACAACAAGUUAUGCCAGUACUUACAGUGAGGAAAGUAUCCCCUCUAAUUUCCUUGGAGGAAAGCACUAGAAGAGCUUCUCUCGGAGUUAAUAGCUAUCUGGCAAUUUUUUGGAAUAUUCUCUAUUGGAAAUCUUAUUAAAAAUAUGCUCAAACACUUUUUAAUCAACUUAAGAAUCCAAGAGAAUUUCCCCAUAACUCUUGAUGAGUGCUUGCUUGGUAGCAUUUAUAAGCCAUCCAGAUUUUUUCCUUGCUUGUUGAAUAAUUAGAAAUCUCAGUAGAAGCUGACUUCAUAAUUUUAUGGAAAUAUGUUUUCUCAGUUCUAAUUUUAAGACUCCAUUCAUAUAUUUUUAACUGCCGAAGAAAUUUUGGGCUUAGAUUGUUUAAGAAAUAUAGUCAUCUUCCUAUUAAGUUCAAUUUUACUUAUCAAAAAUAUCAAAGAUAACUUCACUACACUAUUUGAUGUGCUAUAUGCUUAUCAGACUCGCCUGAUAGGCUGAUAAAGCAAUUCAUAUUAUUUAUGAAAGAAAUAGUAAUCAUCGCAUUUCCUAAAAUAACUAAUUUACUCAAGUUUCUCAGAAUUAUUAAGUUAUGGAAUAAAAAUUUCCUUACAGAUCCAUGAAUAGAGGCUAUAGCUAACUUCAUAAUAUUUAAUCAGCUAAGAUAUUGAGCUGUCAGCCCUCAAAGAAGGCUAACAAAUAAUUUGGGUGGUCUCUCAAAUGACUCAAAAAUCUCUUUUAUUUCAGGCCAAAAGGAUACUUCUCAACUUUGGAAUAACUUAUAUGGAAUAAUCAAUUUCUGUAGCCAGAGUCUUGUGAGAAGAGCCAGACAAACCAGGCCUGGACUUCUCUGAAAGACUUCUCUAAAUUUUCUUUGCUUCAGAGUCCAAGAAGGGAAAUAAUAUGUUAUUAGUCAAUAUUCUCUUUCAGUGAUUCCAUUUUCCUGGAAAUUCUGAGAAUAUUUCAAGAAGCCAUAGUCCAUAAUUUGUAGAGGGAGUUCUGGUAGCUGACAUUCCUAAAGUGAAUAAAUCUGAAUGCUAAUGCAGGAAAUCAGUUGACGAAUGGCACAUGGAAGGAUACAUUUGAAGAAGCUUUCUGAAUGAAAAGAGUUGAACCCCUUACUUUUUCGCUGUAGAAAAGCAUUCUUAUAGUCUAAGCUCUGAGAAUUCUCUUCCUUCUGAGUAAUAAUCUCUCAAGUCAACUAAAGACGUCUGCUGAAGAUGUAAACUAUUAGAAAGAUUGAAGUCUCUUUUGCUAAAACUUCUUGUUUUCUUUAGAAAUAUUCUAUAAUCCAAUGCACUCUUUAAGUCAUAACUGAUAACAGACUUAUCCGAGGAUCCUUUUCAGUUCAUUCCAUACCUUCAAACGAGUGCUACAACAUGUUGAUUCAUAUGGAGCAUUCAUCAGCUAGUUCUACUAAGAUUCCAAAAUCUGAAAUAUUUGUGAGAAGUUUGCUGAUCAAUGAAUCAAAUCUGGACUUGAAGUAUCCUAAUUUAUAGAUCCCUCACAAUUAUUGUUAAUUUCACAGUAAAAUUUAUCUAACUUUUGCCAAUUUUUACAAAGCUAUUAGUUUUAAGAAAGUUGUUGCUUUGAACUAGUAAUUUGAAUUUCUGUGCAGUAGAAAUCAAUGAAACAAACUCAUAAAUAAUAUUAAAUGUUAUAAGGCCUUCUAUAAACUGAAGAGAUAUAACCUGGCAGCUCAUAUCCAUCUUCUAUGUUAUGAAUUUGUCUCUAAAUACUCUUGAACCAACAAAGAAGGCUUCUUUGGAGACCCUAAAAAUUACAACUUUUCGGGUCAAAAUAUUCACCAUCUUUCGCCGUCAACCUGAAAAUUGUAGAUUUUUCAAGAAAUGCUACCAUCAGAAAUCUUGGAGAGAAUAUUCCUAUGGCUUCUCAUCAGACGAGCCUAGAGUUAUCCUGGUUGCUAUCUAUGGACUAUAAUUAUUAUCUAUGACGGCUUAUGGUAAUUAUAGAUAAAUUCUUAUCAGAUUAUUUUACCUCUGGCUUGCCAGCAGUCAAAAGGCAAUAAUUCACCUAAAAAUGCAUGAUUAAGCUCCAGCAGAAAGCAUAAGUUGUGAGCUUUAGCCAAGCUUUUAGGUGGAGUUACUAAAGACACUUGCUGCUUCUGACUUCCUAGUCUUCAAAGAGAUGGAGAGUUUUAGAAGUAUGUUGUGGAACUUCUCUCUAAAGGGAGAAGUUGAACUUUCUGAUGAAUAUUUCCAAUAUUUUGGCAUCUAAGAAGCUAAAAGUAAUCUGAUCCAAUUCAUAACUAGUCAAUGUAAUGAACAAUGAACUCUUUAAUUUUUCAAAAUAGAUAUUUAUUGUAUCUCUGAACAACACAUUACUUUGAAUUUCUGAGAUUUGCUCCCUUAGAUCCCAAUUCUAAGAGCUUCAGGCUCUCAAUGAGGCAAAAGAGGUUGAAUUAGCAUAAAUGUGUAUCAAAAUUAGAAAUGGUAUUAGACUCUCUUCUUCAAGAACUUUGGAACUGCAAAAUUUAGAAAAUUUUCUCAGAAUGAAAAUUUCCUCUACUCCUCGCCUUAUGAUUCAUUAAUCUGGAGGUGGAUAUGAACUUCCUGGCCUACACAAGAAUUGAUAUAGAGUCAAAAUAUUGGUAUAAAUGCCAAGCUAAGCAUUGUAGACACAUCAAAAUGGAUAUCUCGGUGAAUUAGAGGAUUUCUGAAUUCUUGUCUGCUAUCACCAAAUCAUAAAUCUCAGACUAUUCCUGCUUAUAGGAAAGAUCACUCUAGGCAGCUUCAUAUAAGAGGCUAAAGCUAGGACCAUAUCUGCUGCUUUGAAACUAUUUUGGGAAUAUUUCUCCUAAUUUAAUAUAUCUACUUCAAGAAGAAAAUAAGGCAAUUAUGAAAUACUGAUCUCAAACAUUAUAGAGUGGUUGAACCGAUUGCUCCACUCCUUGCAGGCUCUCUAAAGCCUUCUUGGCAUAAUAUCCAAGUUUUACACUGAUAGUACCAAAACAGAGAUGGUCUGCAUUAGAAGGGCCGACUUCGGCAGGCUGUAUUAAAAGUGGUUUACCUAAAUUGCCCAUUCAGCUGAACCAUGCUGGGACACAC
Molecule: messenger RNA, 3565 nt
Organism: Moneuplotes crassus
Lineage: Eukaryota; Ciliophora; Spirotrichea; Euplotida; Euplotidae
Source: the annotation of a GenBank genome assembly